Molecule: messenger RNA, 1598 nt
Organism: Styela clava
Lineage: Eukaryota; Metazoa; Chordata; Ascidiacea; Stolidobranchia; Styelidae
Source: RefSeq, a predicted model, not a curated record
CCUCUUUCCUAGCAAAUAUAUACUACGAAUUUUACGAAUAACUAUACCUUAUAAUCAACAUACCGCGAACAUUUAUGAUAAUCUACAAGUUCUACAACAAGACACACAAUUGUACAAGCUUAGUAGAGGUAAAUGCUGUACAAUGGACUCUGUUAGUGUAUCAGCCGGUGGCCGAGUAGCUAAAAUUUACAUGCAUGGCGAAAGACAACGUAAAAUUACCUCCAUGAAAAAUGGACUUGAAUCUAAAAGAUUAAAUGCAAUCAAACGACAAAUUGAAGACGACAAAGCUACGGAACGAUAUUUAUGGGAAAGAAGUGCAAAAAAGAUAUUCCAAUCAAACGAUGAUAUCAAAGCGUUUCAAAAAGCGUUAAUUCAACGCAUCACUGUGGUUAAAGAGAAGAGUAAAAUGUCCGGAGAAAUAAGACCACUAAUAAAUCUUGGACGGUAUGGUGGAGCUUCGCUUGAUCAGAUCAGAAAAGAAAGUCAUAAAUACAAACCUAUACGUAAUCCCGAGCAAAGGCGAUUAAUCAAAACUCGAAUUUUAUUGGAACAAGGCAAACGCAAUGGACAAAUCAAGACAUUUCGCUCUGACGUUUUGGGUGAUGUUACAGAAAGUAUUUUACAGCUCGAGAAAAUUACGAAGCCUCCUAAUCCCUUGCAAAGAGCACUGGACGUCGCAAAUCUUGAAGAUGUUGAAGAGGCGGAUGAAGAGUCGUUCAGUAGACAGCAGGUUUCUGCUGUUUCACGUACCGAAAGAGAAAAAUUUGUUGUUCGACGCAGACGACUUCUUUUGCCUCCUGUUCAAGUAUCAAGAACAAUGCAACCAAAUGAAAAUUAUUACAGGCAAAUAUCUGCACAUUAUAGAGAAAUGAAAUCUAAUCUUACGCGAGAACAUGCUGGAGAGGCACUAAGUGGUAUACCUGAAGAAUACGUCCGAUUAAAAACAGACAUUCCCAUCAAGGAACUAGUAGAGCGAAGUGAGAAAAAUCAUAUAAUAGAUGAGAUAAAAAGUGCACGAAGAAAAUCGACCUCGAAAGAACAACGGCAAGCCAGCUCAAGAAGGAGAUAUUACGAAUGGGAUUAUACAAAACCUCUUGGUCCGGUGGCCGAGGGAAGAUAUUUUGCUGAAGGGAAGAGGUUCUGGAAACCAAAAGAAAGUGUUGUCAUGAAACACAUGCAAAAGGUUGUGCUUCCUAAAAUAGUAUAGCAGUUUUUGGUAUGCAUUUCCUGCAAUCAGUUACCAAACUCUGCCUCUGCAAAAUGCUGUAAUGGGAAAAUGUUUCAUCGUAUAUAUAUGAUUAUCCUUUUGCGCUACUACAUUAGGAUCAUAUAUCAGUGACCACAAGAAACCCACUUGUGAGUAUUCUCAACCAGUUGAUUUUCCGGACACGACUACCUCCAUUGAUAUCUUUAUAGCCCAUAUUAUUUCAACUACAUGCCCCCAUUAUGGCGUCUAUGGUCAAUGCUAUAUUUUUAAUAUACUGAAUAUUAGCAUAAUUUACUGUACUGCCUGUACUGUGUGUAAUGCUUUAUGAUUGAGUGUACAGAACAUGGGCCGUCAAUGAGAGUGUCAGCAAUGGUGAACUAAUGUUUUUCAU